Messenger RNA from Apis florea (little honeybee), 3161 nucleotides. RefSeq lists its product as uncharacterized. The record is from RefSeq and is a predicted model, not a curated record. Lineage: Eukaryota; Metazoa; Arthropoda; Insecta; Hymenoptera; Apidae.
AUUAGUUAAUCUAACGAAUAAAAACGCGGUCAUUUAAUAUAUCGAUUAGAGAAGUCGCGUGUGAAUAAGGACAUGCCAAGUUUGUUCUAUUGAUUAUUGCAAGCUUGACCAGUCCAGUCAGUGAUAACAGCGAACGGACAAAUGAAUAGCAAAACAGUUGUCUACGAGCUUGUCAUCGCGUUGAAGGGGUUCAGGGGUUGUUUCGUUUAUACGGAACGGAACAACGAAAAAUAAAAAGUAACAAGUGAACGCGAAGGAAAUCGCACGUCGCGUAUCAAAAACCGGAUCGUUCGUGACUCGAUGUAGUUUCAUCGAUCCAUGGAACGCAUCCUCGCUUGUCUUCGUUGCUUCUCAAUGAAAUCGAACCAUUUUUAAUUAAUUAAUUAAUUAAUUAAUUUUAAUUCGAGAUACGAUUUGAAAUGGUCAUUCAUCUAUCCAAUAUUCUAUCCAAAGGAGAGAAUCAUGUUUAACUUGUGACAUGGCUCGCUUCUACUACGAAUGUAACACAGAUUUAAAAAAUUAUACGGAAGACAGUGAAACUAUCAAGCCUUACGCUUGUGCAUCGGACAAAUAUUGUUUGUAUUGUUGUUGUAAUUCGCAGUGUUGUCUAUUGGUACAAAGACGGCCUCCACGACACUUUUGGGAAGCCUGGUACUUUUGGCUAGGCAUUGCUUUACUCGUUGUUUUUAUCAUAUCUUCGGUGAGCAGUUACAUAGUCAGUAAUUGCAGACAUAAUAUUCAAGGUGUACCACUAAGACAUAGCGCACAUGGCAAUCGACGAAACGAUCGUGGCGGUCAUUCGACAAACAACCAAAAUGAAAUAUCGAUAAGCAUUAUCCCAACCUCGGAAUUUUUCCCAUCGCACAGAAAAAUGUUCGUGAUCACGUCUCAGCCAGCCGUGAAUCAUCUGACCCCUGUCGUUGCGUGAAGUCGUUUCAUUUUAACGGAGCGAUUAUGUCGGCGAGAAGGAACGAGCGCAAAGAGGUGGAAGAUCAUCGUAUGGCGUUUUACGCGGCAAUACUUCUUAAAAGACACCGCGUGUUCAUCGAGCGUUUCGAUCGGCUAGAGCGUCGUGGCCACGAUCAUUACAUCGCGGGAAAUAUUUACGAUAAAUGCACCUUUUUUACUUAGCCCGAGGAUAUAAUAACUAGGUAGAGCGGUUUAAACAGCUCGAUCACGAGCAACAUUCUGGUCAAAUGAGAAACGAUUUUACCUAAGAAUACGUGCUUCGUAAUGAUCAAUUUGACACCGGAGCUAGUUAGACCGCGAUCCAACCCCUGCUUUCUUAAGUCGCCACACACGAUGCAUCCGUGAUUACCAUGAUGAAAACUUCCGCCCGGCCUGUUGCGAUUAAGCGAUUCACCGUUUUCCGAUUUAACUCGAGAUGGGAUGAAAAAAGAAGAAAGAGUUUGAAAGUAUAUGUGAUAUAGGAUCGGAAACGGGCGUGAUAAAAUUUCUAUGAUCUAUGAUUUAACCGUUCUCAGAAUACAAAUCGUCGAAUUUGUAUCAUGAUUAGAUCAAUCAAUUUCUAUAUUUCAUAUCGGUGUAAUUUAGAUUUUUUUUAGCUGAAAUCUUGAUUCCAUUUGGCUGAGCGCGGCGCAGCCAAGCCCCGAUCGAGAACCCGUUCUCGAGAAUGGAAGUAACUACCAUUAACAAUUAAGAAGACACACUCCAGCCUGGUCGACGUAUCCGACUGGGUACCAAGAAAUCGGGGGCUAAUUAAAAAGGACAAUCGAGCGAAUACAACUCAAGGCGACGUGUACUCUUUAUCUUCUCGCGCAUCUCUCUUACCCACUCUCCCUCUCUCCCUUCCUCUUUCCCUUUACCUUUAUCUUUCUCCUUAUCCGCUCAAUUCUUCGUCUUCCUUUUCCCUACCUAGGACUCGUCCCUACCGCUCUCUGUUUCCAGAUCGAUCCACCGAUAGCGGUUAAUCGCGGUAAUCUUCACAGAGGAGAGGAAUCACGAAAAACUUUGCCGUUCGUCGAAUCGUAUCGCGGUAAACGCGGAAACAUAUCACGCAUCUCAAAUAUACGAUAAAACGAAAAUGAUCGCUCUAUGAUCUGAAUCUAAAGUUAUUCGAGCGACACGCGCAUAGAUUUCUUAGAAAUCAGAUUAAAUCGCGUGUCAUUUUCACCUUCGGAAAAUGAAAGGAUUUAAAUGUAAAUUUUCAUUGUCUUGUUCCAUUCGCGUAACGAUAUUGGCUGUGACCGUGUCAAUUUGAAACAGCGAUUUUUCCAAUCCUCGUAAAAAAACGUCUCCGAUUUUAUUUUUAUUUAUCUAUCUUUUUUUUUCUUGGAAAUGUUAGUACGGAAAAUAAUAUGUUCAUUUUAAUACGGAACAACGUAGGUUACAAUGUGUAUUAUAUAUCGAUCACGACAUCUACACGCGAGAAAUGGUAUUAAUUAAUAUGCAUCGAAAGAUACAGAUACACGUUUGACAUUUUGCACAAGUGUGAUUGUAAUUAGCUGCGUAGGAAGUGGGAGUGGAAACUACUGUAUGAUUACCAUAAAAUUCUAUAAAUACAUACGAUUUCGACGUGUUGCGAUGUUAAUAAUAUUUUCUAACCUUCUUUUUUAAUUUUUUUCACGAAUCCCACGCUACGAUGCGGUUGCUCAAUACGCCAGCAACAGCCGAGCUGAAAGAUUUUCUCGCUUCUUGAGAAAAUCCAGUUCUCACGAUUGACUUAAUCCGGGUUAAUUAGACUAGACUUCGUUCCAGGUGAAAUUUUGAAUUUGAAAAACUUGAUUCUAUCUCUCGGAAGAAAAGAGGCAACAAUUUGAUCGUGCGAAUUAGAGAAAUUGUAAUCGGGCGAAAGAUGGAGAUUUCAAGCGUGUAGCGAGAGGAAUUUAAAUUGCCUACUCUUCACCUCGUUGAAAUCGGUCUACUCGAAACGAUGAACGGUUCGCAAUACAUCUCAAUAAAUUAUCCGCGUGAAAGAAAUCCUUGUGCUCCCUGUAAAUCUUUUUACUGCGAACACUUGAUCGUUCGCGCAAUAAGAAGUAGCCGCGGAGCCGACUGCCGGCGACCUCGUUCAACUGUAACCAAGUGUCAUUCCGAUAACCCAGGCCAGCUUUUACUGUCAUUCGACGGAUGACGAUAAAGAAAUGUGCAAGCGGCGGGGCUCUGCUUAAUGUUGCAUGGACAGGAAACCGAGCGGGGAA